Macrobrachium nipponense is the source of this 4680-nucleotide messenger RNA. RefSeq names its product DNA topoisomerase I, mitochondrial-like (gene Top1). Lineage: Eukaryota; Metazoa; Arthropoda; Malacostraca; Decapoda; Palaemonidae. The record is from RefSeq and is a predicted model, not a curated record. Gene Ontology annotation, cellular component: chromosome; nucleolus. Bases 100 to 3054 code for a protein of 984 amino acids. Gene Ontology annotation, biological process: DNA replication; chromosome segregation; DNA topological change. The transcript is spliced from 11 exons. Gene Ontology annotation, molecular function: DNA topoisomerase type I (single strand cut, ATP-independent) activity; DNA binding.
AGUCUGUCUGCAUAAGCACUCUGCCUCUCGCUGCCUCUUUAGACUUUGCCGUUGAACAGCGUUUGUGGACUCUAAAAUUUUUCGUGUUGUGUACUAGUGAUGUCGGACUCGGAGAUGUUAAGUGUGCCUAGCGGUGGAGUGGAUGGGUUGACGAAUGGAAUCAGCAAUGGAAUAUCUAACGAUACCUCAGAACACAGAGAGCAUAAAGAGCACAAGCACAAACACAAGGACAAAGAUCGAGAUAGGGAAAAGGAUCGGCAUCGUGACAAAGACAGGCACAAAAGUUCCCACAAGGAUAAAGAUAGGGACAAGGACAGAGAAAGGUCUAGUCACAAAAGCUCCCACAAGGACAAGGAACAUAAAGACAGAGAUGACAAGCACCGCGACCGUGAUAAGGACAAAGACAAGCACAGGGAUUCAGACCGUGACAAACACAAACACAGAGAAAGCAGUGAUAAGGACAAGGAGAGGAGACGUGAGAAAGAAAAAGAACGAGAAAGGAGUGACAAAGACAAACACAGGGACAAAGACAAAAGCCGAGAAAAAAGUGACCGGGACAAGGAGCGCUCCGACAAAGAUAAAUCAAAACAUCGGGAUGAAAAACGCCACAGCAGUAGUAAUGAGGAGAGGAAGGAUAGGGAUAAAGAUCGCCAUUCUAGCAGUCACAAGAGUUCGCACAAAGAUAGACACAGAGAUAAGGAUCGUGAUAAAGACCGUCACAGAGAUAAGGAGAGGAAUCAUGAGAGAGAAAAGGUAAAGGCAGAGGUUAAAGAAGAACCAGCAGAAAUGGAACUCCCCACAGAGGCUCCACCGCCAAUGGAGGAUGUAAUUGUGAAGGAAGAACCUAUGGAGUCUGAGGAGGAAGACAAGCUAGUGAUCAAUGAGCCAGUCAAGGAAGAGCCCCAGGAAGAGGAUGAGGAGGAAGAUGACAUUCCGCUGGUGAGUAGGGUUAAGCAAGAACAGCACGAAGAUGAGGGAGGAGAGGAUGAGGAUGAGGAGGAUGAUGAUGAUGUCCCAUUGUCAGCUAGGAAGCGUAUGAGACAAGAGGUAGAUGAUGAUGACGAAGAUGACAAACCUCUUUCAUUUAGAAUAAAAGGGAAGAAGCCAGACGCAAAGGAGAAGAAGAGAAAAAAGAAUAGGGAGGAGGAUGACGAUGAUGAGGACUUUAAACCAGAAAAGAAGAAAGUGAAGAAAGAAAAAGAGAAGAAGCCCAAGAAACCCAAAGCCACCAAAAUGUUAGCAUCCCCUGUUAAAUCAGAAUCUCCUACUAAGAAGCCGAAGAAAGAAGAGGAACCUGUCUGGAGAUGGUGGGAGGAAACUAAAAGAGAUGACGAUCUCAAAUGGACAUUCCUUGAGCAUAGGGGACCAAAGAUGGCUGACGAUUAUGAACCAGUACCCAGUAAUGUUAGAUUAUAUUAUGAAGGCCAACCUUUAGACUUGUCAGACACUACAGAGGAAAUUGCUGGGUUCUAUGCAAGAAUGUUGGAUCAUGAGUACACAACUAAAGAGGUUUUCAACACCAACUUCUUCAAAGAUUGGAGAAAGAGCAUGACGCCACAGGAAAAAGAAAUUAUAACAGACUUGAAGAAAUGUGAUUUUAGAAGAUUACAUGCAUAUUAUGUGCAAAAGAAUGAGGAGAGAAAGAAUAGAACUAAGGAAGAGAAGAAAGCUCUCAAAGAGAAAAAUGAAGAAAUUGUGAAAGAAUAUGGUUGGUGUACUAUUGACGGUCACAGGCAACGUAUUGGAAACUUCAAAGUAGAGCCGCCAGGUCUUUUCCGAGGUCGAGGAGAGCACCCUAAACAGGGUAUGGUGAAGAGACGAACAAUGCCCGAAGAUAUUAUCAUUAACUGCUCAAAAGACUCUGUGAUACCCAGGCCACCAGAUGGGCACAAAUGGAAGGAGGUACGUUGUGAUCCAAAAGUUACUUGGUUGGCAUGUUGGGUGGAAAAUAUUCAAGGACAAACCAAGUAUGUUAUGCUUAAUGCUGCUUCCAAGCUAAAAGGAGAGAAAGAUUGGCAAAAAUAUGAAACUGCGCGAAGAUUGCACCAAAUUGUAGAUAGGAUUCGAGAACAGUACCGAUUAGACUUCAAGAGUAAAGAAAUGAAAGUACGACAGCGAGCUGUGGCUCUUUACUUCAUAGAUAAGCUUGCCCUUCGAGCUGGUAAUGAAAAAGAUGAGGAUCAGGCAGAUACAGUAGGUUGUUGUUCAUUGCGUGUUGAGCAUAUAACACUACAUGAAGAAAAGGAUGGAAAAGAAUACGUGGUGGCUUUUGAUUUCCUUGGUAAAGAUUCUAUUCGUUAUUUGAAUGAAGUAGCAGUUGAAAAAAGAGUGUUCAAGAAUUUGCAACUCUUCAUGGAAAACAAACAGGAUGGAGAUGACCUUUUUGACAGGUUAAAUACACAAAUUUUGAAUAAACACUUGAACGAAUUGAUGGAAGGCCUUACUGCAAAGGUUUUCCGUACUUACAAUGCUUCUCGAACAUUACAAGAACAACUGGAAGAAAUGACAAACCCUGAUGAUCCUAUCCCUGCUAAGAUAUUAGCCUAUAACAGAGCUAAUAGGGCUGUAGCUAUCCUUUGUAACCAUCAACGUGCUGCUCCCAAGACCUUUGAUAAAUCAAUGGCCAAUCUGCAAAAGAAAAUUGAUGAUAAGAGGGAGGUUGUUGACGAGGCUGAAAGGGAACUCAAAAAAUUAAAGAAGCAAGCUAAGUCUGGAGGCACACAGAAAGAAAGAAUUCUAUAUGAAAAGAAGAAGAAAGCUGUCGAACGCUUGCGGGAACAAUUAGAAAAACUUGAAUUGUCAGCCACAGAUAAGGAGGAAAACAAGACUAUUGCCCUUGGAACCUCCAAGCUAAAUUAUUUGGAUCCACGUAUUUCUGUUGCUUGGUGCAAGAAAUAUAACGUUCCAGUUGAAAAGAUUUUCAAUAAGACGCAUCGUGCCAAAUUCCAGUGGGCUAUUGACAUGGCCACUGCUGAAUAUAACUUCAUGGGAGAGCCCAUGGACAUAUCCAGGACAGGAAAUAAUGAAGACGAAGAGGAGGAGGAGGAAGAAUAAAUUAUUAUUGUUUAACCAGGAAUAUGUGAAUCAAGUGAAUGAUGAAGGAUUUUGUGUGACCAAAGACUGUGAUUUUUUUUAAAUGUAUGAGGGGAAGGUACAGGACAUUUAUUUCUUUUAUAUAUUUUUCCCGACAUGCUGUAUCUUCGUGACUUGAUGCCUGGUAUGGUCGUGAUGUGUUUUAAGAUUUAUGGUGGUGUAAGUUUAUCUUGAACUGUAAUGUAUUUAAAUGUAUUUUAAGAAGGUUUUCUGGAACCUAUGUACCUUAGCUAUUAUUUAUUACAUUGAAUUUUUUAAAAGAUAUUUGUAUGUAGUUUUGCUAGGCCAAACUAUUUUAUUCACAUAAAUUGAUUUUUUGUAAAUGGAAAGUCAGCUGAGGUGUGCAAGAGUGUAUGUGUGUGUGUGCAUGAAAAUGUUGGUAUUAUGAUAUACUGUCAUAAGCAUUUGUAGAGCUCAUGUGAAAUGUUAGGAAAUUUUUGUGUAUAUAUUUAGACAACACAUAUAUCUCAUUAGCCAUAUUCUGGUGAUAGUCCCGGUCUCAUCAAUGCCUGUAAUUUUUUUGUUUUUAGUUGUUGAUUAUUGUUGUUUUAGACAUUUUUCCCACAUAUGGGAACUGGAAAUUGAGAUUCAUGUACCUCACAAGAUAGGUAUUUUUUCGAUCAAGGUUUGGAAUGUGAAUCUUAUGUAAGUCUGCCAGGUUUGGUAAGCUUUGAUGAGCCACUUGUCAUACAGUUAACUACAGUAUUCAUUGUAAAAUUAUUGUUCUUGCCACUUGAAAAUGGUGGUUGAUGAUUGCAUCAUGAUGUCGUAAAAUAUUCCUGCUACUCCAGUCAACUUUCAUCAGUCACCAUUAUUAAUUGCUUUUUAUUAUAUAUUUUUUUUUAUAGAUAAGUUGCAAGAAAAGUAUAACUUCAGUAGUAGAUAAUAUAACAUAGCUGCACCAUGUGGGUGAUAAGACCAUAAAGGUCUUGGGUAAAAUAGGUAAACAUUAAAAAUCAGUUGAAGAAAAAUAUUGUAUGUUCAGCUUAAAGUGAUAGUUUUUUGCAGUCACAGUGGGGUUAGUGGGACCAUUUUUGCUGCCUUUAAGAGAAAAUUAUGAUUUUAUUGUUACUAGUCACGUUGUAUAUGUUUUUGGGUUUGGGACAUACAUAAAAUUUGUUUAGAAGGGAAAGUACAAUUUGGUUCUUGUAAUGAAAAAGUGAUCUUUCUAAGGUUUUGUCGAGUAUAUUUGUGUAUACUUUGGUUUCAGUACCCCUCUUAUUCUUCAUGUGCAAUAGCUGAGUGAUGCAUUGUGUACUGUUGGGUUUUUUGUUAGGCAUGGGUUUCACCUAAAGUCUAGUGGUAUUACUGUAAUGUUCAGUUUUUCAGAGACCACAAGGGACUACCACCUCCAGAUUCAUGACUUUUGCGGGUUUUACAAGUCACUGCUGGUGUUAAAAUAACAGUUACAAUCAUGACCCCCCGAUGGCUAGUGCUGCAGAAGCUGUUUAUAGUAUUAGCUAGGUCUUGGCCUGUUUUGCCAACUGUUUGAACAUGAGCAUAUCUCAUGUUCAUCUGGCCAUUCCAUACAAUAAUGUGAUAUGCACUAUGUAUAUAACUAUCACCAAUAAAUCCUGAUCAUCAUUU